AUGCCUAAGGCCGCAGUUAAGAGCAAGGCCGAGCCCAAGGUGAAGAGGGGGCGGGGCAAGAAGGACCCCAACGCUCCUAAGCGUGGUCUUUCGGCGUACAUGUUCUUUGCCAACGAGCAGAGAGAGAACGUGCGCGAGGAGAACCCUGGUGUUUCCUUCGGCCAGGUUGGCAAGAUCCUCGGUGAGCGAUGGAAGGCUCUCAGCGACAAGCAGCGUGCCCCGUAUGAGGCCAAGGCUGCCGCCGACAAGAAGCGUUAUGAGGAUGAGAAGCAGGCGUACAACGUAAGUCUCGCCUGA
This is a messenger RNA of Podospora anserina S mat+, 297 nucleotides long. RefSeq lists its product as uncharacterized. The transcript has 2 exons. Bases 1 to 297 code for a protein of 98 amino acids. NCBI's taxonomy places the organism in Eukaryota, Fungi, Ascomycota, Sordariomycetes, Sordariales, Podosporaceae. The record is from RefSeq and is a predicted model, not a curated record.